AUGUCGGCUCUCGAUCUCUCCCAGGAGGGCCCAGCUAUCAACCGUUCAGUAAAGUCUAUUACCACCGGUUCCGUCCCGUCCGGCAAGUCGGCAUCCUACGCGACCUGGGUGCUGUUAUACGUCCAGGCACCGCUACAGAAUGCUUUCUCACAGGGUCCACCGAAACCGAGUGUUCUAAAAGUACAAAGUACCGGUGACGGCGAAUUAGAUGAUCUAUUCGAGGACUUCAAUGAUGGACGAGUACAAUUCGCUUUGGCGAAAGUAAAGGACCCGAAUACGCAGCUCGGAAAGAAUAUCUUCUUCGCUUGGUGCGGAGACGGUGUUCCCGAGCGUGUUAAGGGUAACUACGGUGGAUACAAAUCUGCUGUUGCCAAGCUGUUUGAGGGUUACCAUGUCGAGAUUAGUGCUCGCGAUUCUAGCACCCUCAAUGUCGAAGAUAUCAUGAAGAAAGUCGCCACAGCAUCCGGCAGUAACUACUCGGCUGCCACCUCUUCGUCAUCCGCUGCACCAUCCAAGCCAUCUGCUCCUCCGAAACCGGCGUGGAAGCCCGGCCAAGCCUAUACCCCUACAAGACAAUAUGGAACUCCAGCUGCUCCACGUGGGAGACCCGCUGCUCCAGCUCCGGUUGGGAAGACGGAUUCUGACGGAUGGGGUGAAGAUGCACCCCAACUGUCGAGGAAUAAGCUAGAGAACGUCGAGUCGGCGUAUAAGCCUACGAAGGUCAACAUCAAGGAGCUUAUGGCUCAACCAUCGUCUACCACUAGCGGUGGAUAUGAAAGACCAGAGCCGGUUAGAGGAGCUUAUGAACCUAUUGGAAAGGUCGAUAUUGCAGCUAUCAGGGCUCAGGGUGACAAGCGAUAUGAGUCCAGGCCGGAAGUCAUCCGGGGAGCUUACGAGCCAAUUGGUAAGGUUGACAUCGCAGCUAUUAGAGCUGCCGCUCAACCUCCAAGGGAGCAAGCCCCGGCUCCGGUCCCAACUGCAUCUGGCGAAGAAGAAGAACAGACGAGAUCCCUAUCUGAUAGAGCUUCCGCCUUCAACAAGCCUGCUCCAUCGGCGUCAGCAGGUCGUAUUAGCGCUCUUCCCAAGCCGAAACCCGCAAAGCAAUUCGGUACCAGCCCAGCCUUCGGUACCAAACCAAAUCUUCCUAGCCAAUAUGGUAUCGGUCCAUCGGUAUCCUCGUCUGCCCCUGUUGGAGCUGCAAACAAGGACUUUGCAUCGGCAGGUGGCAAGACACCAGCACAGAUCUGGCAGGAGAAGAAGAACCGCGAACGAGGUUUCUCUGGUACUCAAGAGCCAGCUCCCACGCCUGUCCCGGUUACUCGGACACCAGAGCCAGCGCCACGAGCACCAAGCCCCGAGCCAGAAAGGGAGGGAGAAGAGCCUCAAUCCGGUGGUGUCUCUGCUCUCCGGGACAGAUUCAAGAAUACAUCGAUCUCGUCCCCAUCUGCCCCACCACCGGCACCAAUGUCUUCGAAGCCUCCACCGACACCAUCGAGGUACGAUGACUUUGAGCCGGAGGAGGAAGAAGAGGCACCGCCACAGCCAGCUGCUAGGUUUGUUCCGCCACCCCCACCACAGGUUCAGCAACGCAGCCCGACUCCAAGUCCACCUCGCAGCCCUGCCAGGAUAGCCAUGCCAGUUUCUCGCAGUGCACCUCCACCAGUCGAGCCAACACCACCACCAAUCCCAACCCAGACCAGACCCCGCUCCCCAUCUCCGGAAAGAGCGUCGAUUGCCCCUGCUGUCGCUGCAGGUGUUGGUCUCGCGGGUCUUGCCGCUGUCGGAGCUGGUGUCGCAGUUGCUCAUGCUGCUUCGUCCGGAGUCAAGUUGACCGGCCGAAGAGCCAGGAUUGUUUAUGAUUAUGAGAAGGCUGAAGAUAACGAGCUUGAACUUAUUGAGGGACAGGUUGUCGGUAUGAUUGAGAUGGUCGAUGAGGAUUGGUGGCAUGGUACUAACGAAAAGGGUGAGAGCGGUUUGUUCCCAUCUAACUAUGUUGAGCCAAUUGAAGAUGAUGAAGAAGAGGAGGAAGAGGCUGCCCCACCACCACCACCACCAGCUCCAGUCGCUGUUGCUCCACCACCCGCUCCACGGGCUCCAUCUCCAGAACCGGAACCUGAGGUUCACAUGUCCGGUGGAGCAGGACAUACUGCUAAGGCUGUCUAUGACUACGAGGCCGCUGAAGAGAACGAGUUGAGCUUCCCAGAAGGAGCAACGAUUGUUGAUAUCGAAUUCCCCGAUGAGGAUUGGUGGUUUGGAAGGUACCAGGGGCAUGAAGGGUUGUUCCCAGCAAACUAUGUGGAGCUCAACCAGUGA
Molecule: messenger RNA, 2313 nt
Organism: Orbilia oligospora ATCC 24927
Lineage: Eukaryota; Fungi; Ascomycota; Orbiliomycetes; Orbiliales; Orbiliaceae
Exons: 6
Coding region: 1-2313 (770 amino acids)
Biological process (GO): regulation of actin filament polymerization
Cellular component (GO): cortical actin cytoskeleton; site of polarized growth; actin filament
Molecular function (GO): actin filament binding
Source: RefSeq, a predicted model, not a curated record